Molecule: messenger RNA, 2475 nt
Organism: Phymastichus coffea
Lineage: Eukaryota; Metazoa; Arthropoda; Insecta; Hymenoptera; Eulophidae
Product: carnitine O-palmitoyltransferase 1, liver isoform-like
Exons: 15
Coding region: 195-2438 (747 amino acids)
Biological process (GO): fatty acid metabolic process; carnitine metabolic process
Cellular component (GO): mitochondrion
Molecular function (GO): carnitine O-palmitoyltransferase activity
Source: RefSeq, a predicted model, not a curated record
CGCGUGCAUUCAUGCAGCGAGUUGCGGUUCUCGCGACACCUGUUCCGAGCAGAGCCUCCAUGAAUUUCAAACGCGGAGUCUGUGCCGUCCGCCUGGCGACUGCAGUCGAGUGAGACGUUUUAUUGAUUGCACGUCGCUGCAUGGACUUGCUAACACAAUUUAUCGGUUUGAUUUAGAUCAACAGAGGAUAAAGGAUGAUCGAGACAUCUCAACUUUUUCGGUAUUUAUCAUGGCGGAAACGUUUCAUUUCCUUGAAGAAUUUAAUAACAAAUGCAGCAUUCCCAGUGCCAAUUUACAGCUUGGUUUUGUUCACGAUGCUGACAACAGCAAUUCACUUGACCGAUCAAAAGACUUCUAAUGCAGUUAUCGUAACGUCGUCCCUUCAUUUUUUCCCUUUUCCUUUGGCCAAUUGCUUGGUUGUUAGUUUCUUAAUGUGGAUAACAUUAGUAUUAGCGAUUCAAUGGACAAUACGCGUACUAUUAUUGUACAAAGGUUGGGCCUACGAGGAUCCCAUUGCCGAAAAAUCUUUAAUCACGAGAAUCUGGGCGAGUGCUUUGAAAAUACUAUUGAUGUGGCAAAAACCGCAGCUUUACAGCUUUCAAGGUUUGUUACCCAGAUUGCCACUGCCAAGUGUCGACGUCACAAUCGAAAAGUACCUGAGAAGUAUGCGUCCACUACUCGACGACAAAGAGUACAAUCGUCUGUCGAUGUUGUCACGCGACUUUCAACGACAACCCAGUACGAAAUUAUUACAACGCUACCUGCACCUGAAAUCUUGGACGUCACCAAACUACGUGUCCGACUGGUGGAAGAAAUACGCUUACCUCAGCUGUCGUUCGCCUCUGAUGAUUAACUCCAACGUCUACGCGAUUGACCUGAUCAUGAUGGAUCCGUCCAAGAUCCAGUCUGCUCGCGCUGCUUAUCUGACUUACGCUUACUUGCACUGCCGAGAGCUUAUCGCAAGCCAACAAUUACGACCGAUCGUUAUCCAAGGCAUCAUACCGCUGUGCUCGCUGCAAUACCAGCUGUUCUACAAUACGACGAGGGUACCUGGCAUCGAGGUCGACGAGGUCGUUCACUUCGGCGACGAGUUCCAUCACAUGGUCGCUUACCACAGAGGCAAAUACUACGAGUUUCCGAUUUACCACGACGGCCGGCUUCUGCGCCCGUGCGACUUGGAAAGGCAGAUCCAAUGGAUUUUGAACGACGGAAGUGAGUCUUGCGCGGGGGAAGAGAAACUCGCGGCCCUAACUGCCGGCAAUCGAACCGACUGGGCGAGAGCUCGACGGGAAUUCUUUGGCUCAGGAGCGAACAGAGAGUCGCUGAGAAUCAUAGAGACAGCAGCUUUCGUUCUGAUCUUGGACGACAUUGCGUACGAAUACGAUAAAGACGAUCCGGAGAAGCUCAAUAAAUUCAGCGCCGCGGGCCUUCAUGGCAAGGGUUACGAUCGUUGGUUCGACAAGUCCUUCAAUUUGUGCGUCUCGACGAACGGCAAAGCUAUCAUUCACGCGGAGCACUCGUGGGCCGACGGCGCCGUCACUGCGUCGAUAUCGGAGUACGUCCUCAGUAUGGACGUCAUAGAGAAGCCCUACAAAGCGAACGGGCACACCAAGGGAACUGCGGAUCGCACGGUGCCGUUGCCGACGAGGCUGAGUUGGGACUUGAGUCGUCAAUGCGUUCAGGUCAUUGACAGAUCAGCGCUGUUAGCCGAAGAGAUGAUUGCCAGCGUGGAUCUCUACGCUUACCUGCACUACGAUUAUGGAAAAGGCUUGAUGAAGAGGGUGAAAGUGUCGCCAGACGCCUACGUGCAAAUGGCUUUGCAGUUGGCUUACUACCGAGACACCGGUAAAUUGGCCAUGACGUACGAGGCGUCCAUUACGAGGUUGUACCGCGCCGGUCGCACUGAAACUAUAAGGCCGUGUACUAUGGAGAUGGCUGCAUGGGUCAAGGCCAUGGACGACCCCAAUGCCACGACAGCGGAAAAAUUGGAAUUGAUGACGGCUACCGCGAUCCGACAUAGAAUUAACUCGCAGGACGCUAUGUGCGGCCAAGGUGUCGACAGGCAUCUCUUCGCUCUCUUCGUCGUAUCCAAGUACCUACAAGUUGACUCGCCGUUCUUGAAAGAAGUAUUCAGUAAACCGUGGAAUCUAUCAACCUCGCAGAUCCCAUUACAGCAGUAUUUCAAGAUCGACUUGAAGAAAGAGCCAAGAUUCAUCAUCGGCGGAGCAGGUUUCGGACCUGUGGACGAAGACGGCUACGGAGUGUGCUAUGCUUUCGGUGGUGAAGAUUUACUUAUUUUUCACAUUUCCAGCAAACAUACGUCGCCCGAGACUAAUUCGAAGAGAUUUGCCAACAAUAUCAGAAGUGCCUUGACGGAUAUGAGGAAUAUGGUAACUCAGAAGGCUUAUGAGAUGAUGCGAAACCCGCACAAUGAUUAGAUAGACAAAAUUCAUCUUUCUAUUGUACAAAUAAUAU